UUGCCGACCUCAGCCGAGCAUCUCCGAAGGUCGCAGACGAGGCUACGUAUCCUCAGCGUCUCCGCGCGCGCAGCAGGACCCUCAGUGCUGCGGGGUGGGAUACUCGGGAGGAGAGCUCGAGGAGGAGGCGGAGAAGAAGAAGCGCGCGCGGAGCUUUUCCUGCAGGAACCGGACGGACACCUCGCGCGGCGCGGCUCGGCUCGGCUCGCUUUUAUCCGUACACGCGGGCGGACGCACGGCACGAACAUGGAGAACUUCAGACUCGUGGGCUUCGGCGUGCUGCUGUGCUUGGGACAUGCAGCUUUCUCUGUGACAUCAAAUGCUAAAGAAGUGACGGUGUUCCUGGGGGAGCAUUACUACAUCCCGGUGCCGGUGGAGGGGGCUGAUGUGGUGUUCAAGCCCACGUUUGGUCCAGCGGGUCGCGAGGUGCAGUUGAUGAAGGCGGGGAAGGUGGUGAGCGCUCGGGCUAAACUCAACGAUCAUCUGAGUAAUUUAAUCCUGGAGAACGUGGGAGAGUCGGAUGAGGGAGUCUACAUUGUUAAGUCCAGCAAAAGUCCUCAAGAUGUGCAGCGCUUGAAGCUCAUCGUCAGAGACUGCAGAAACGAGAUGAGUGUGAAAGCUGGAGAAAAAUUCCGCGUCUCUCUGGACGGAAUCUCCAGCCCUGUGGGCGUGGGCUUUCGGCCCAGCGCGGUGGAGGCCAAUCAGACGUCUAAGCCGCCGCUGGAUCUGAUGAAAUCCGACGGGAGCUUCCAGACAGGGUAUGAGAACCGCCUCAGCAUUAUUGACGAACACCUCGUCCUCCACACUGUUACUGGAACAGACGAGGGAAGCUACACCAUCACCGACGCCGGCGGGAAAGUGGGCAAGAAAAUCUGUCUUAAUGUGAAAGAGCAUCAAAAGUUUGAGAAUAUUGAGUACGGAGGAACUUUUAAACUCAACCUGUUCCUGAACAGCUCCCUCGUCCGGCUGACCUACUCCCCCAACUCCAGCAUAUCGGACCGGUCCUGGGUCCUGCUGGACCGGGGGGAGCUGACCCUGCCCCCCGAGCUGGAGAUGGAGGGGCGCUUCUCUGUGGUGGAUUCUCUCUGUGUUCUGGAGCAGUUGAAGACCAGCGACUCGGGGCUGUACAAGGUCACCGACCUGCAGGGAUUCACCGUCGCCAACGUUCAUCUGCAUGUGCUCGCGUACCAGCUGCCGAAUGUCCUGGUGGCGGUUAUUUCUCUGGUGGCGUUGACGGUGGUGCUGCUGCUCGUGUGUUUGGUGUCGUGUUUGGUAAAGGUGCGCAGAAGGGCAGCAAAAGCCAGAGCCAUCGAGAAGAUCGCCCAGAACGCUGGAAAAGAGGAAGGAGGCGCUUUCAGACAGGUGGUCCAAGACGCCUACAAUCGCCAACAUGAGGAAGCUCCAGCUCUUUCCCAAAAAGAAGAUAUCACUGAGAAAUCCCAGAGCACUGAGGUCAGCAUUAAGGGUUUGGAAGUGUCUGCUAAGGACACCAGCAUCCACGAUAAGAACCUGGAAACCAGCGACUCUGGAGUGGGUUUCAACACAGCUGGCAUCCCAUUGGACAGCGACACCGAGGCCCCCACAGCACCAGCUGCAGAAAGCGAUGCCCUCAGCACCUCUGCUGCCACUGAUGCCAAACCUGCUGCCAAACAAACCCCAGAGACCAAACCAGCGUCUGAGAAGAAGGCGGCUCCAGCACCUCCAGUGUCAAAACCAGAACCGGCCCCCGAACCCAAAGCUGUAACUCCGAAAAUGACCAUCUCACCUCCGCCUGAAUCAAAACCAAGCCUGAGUCCAUCUCCAGAACCCAAACCUGCCGCGACACCUGACCUGAAACCAGCCGUCAGCCCAACUCCUGAAGCCAAACCAGCCACGAGCCCGGGCCCAGAACCUCCUAAAGCCGUGACGCCAACUCCAGACCCAAAACCAGCCGUCACUCCAACCAAACCCGCAGUUUCUCCCACUCCAGAUCUCACCCCAACCAAACCAGCUGCCCUGAGCCCAACACCAGAACCCAAAGCAGCCACCAUCGCUUCUUCACCUGAUCCCAAACCUGCUCUAUCUCCAUCUCCAGAUCCUAAACCCGCUGUGUCGCCCACCCCACCUGCGUCCGACCCAAAGCCAACAACCAACGGCACUCUGGAGUCCAAGCCGGAUUUGGACGCUCCUGAGCCGGUUUCAACCAAAGUAGCCUCAGACACGGUAAAAUCUCCUGAGGUCAUCUCCUCUGGAGCUCCUCCUGAUCCCUCCCCCAGCGACGGAGCUCCAGCCCCCGCCCAGGAGGCGGCAUCCACCACCUGAGGUCACCAUCACUGCCAUGGUUCCUGCUCCCUCCAAAUGUCCUUAACACCGCUGACAAUCUUGGACAUCUACUCUAAACAAUGAACGAAAGAAAUUCAUUGACUUUAUUACGAAGGAGGGCCUUUCAAGUGUUUUCAAGUCUUUCAAGUCUCCUCACAAGUCUUAACUUGAUAUAAUGUAACUAACAACAAUGUAACAAACAGUGACGAUCCUUCACUGACAAACUCACCACCUGAUUUCUUACUAUUACUAUUAUAUAACCACUUUGUAAUACUACUACUACUACUUCUACUACUACUACUACCAUAACUAAAGCUAAUUAAACACUGGUAACAAAUAAUAAUAAUAAUAAUAUUAAUAAUAAUAAUACAAAUACAUCAGUUGCUUAUUUGACCCAGAAUAAAAAAAAGUCUGCGUCAGAUAUGCAAGAUAGAUAAAAUACACUUAAAUAAAUAAAUAAAUAUGCCGCCACUGCAUGCGAAUACUAAGAGAAUGAACUUACUGCAUUAGUCGUUUCCUUACUCAGAGAUUGCAGUAGUGAACAGACACUGGAAUGAUAUAUAUAUAUUAAAAAUAUAAUAUAUAAAUCUAUAUAAAUACACACGCAUUCACACAUAUACACGGACACAAUGAUCCAAAUAUAAAUCAAUAAGAAAAUCAAAAAGACGUUAAACGAUUUAUACACCCACCUUCCCAAAUCCUACUACUGAGAUAAUUCACAUUUAUUCAUAUUUAUAUUACACCUUCCUAUAUUAUACUAUACUACAAAAAAAUAAAUAGCCCCGAGCUACCACGAAACCAAUGUGGAUUCUGAACAUCUACUUAAGCACAAUUACAAUUACAAUUACAAAUACAAAUACUCAACCUCCAAAUACCGCAACCUUUUUUUCUGUGGAUUAUUCUGUGACUUUUCGCUUUUGGGAACACUCUGGAACGUUUUCCUUUUCUGGGAGGAAUUCUGCUGAACCGCUUCCAAUCCAUCGUACACCAAGAAAGAGACUGUAAAAACGGAUAAAUACAAUUCAAUUCCUGCAAUUAAAUACAAACAACCACUCCUCCCCAAGCACAUAAAAACAGAGCCUUACAACAUCAACAACUGGACCUGUUUGGGUUAACAUUCAUAUAUAUAUAUAUAUAUAUAUAUAUAUAUAUAUAUAUAUAUAUAUAUAUAUAUAUAUAUAUAUAUAUAUAUUUAUAUAUAUAUCCAUUAUUAAAUUUCAGCCGACAUUGGAAAGACAUUCCUGGUGUUCCCAGACUCCAGCCGUUUCCUAUAUUUUGUCCUUUCAGUAAUAUGGGCCAUUUCAGUUUGUAGACCUAUCUAGCAUGACUCUGUUACAGUAACCAGUUUCUAGGUGCCUGUUCUUAUUCCAAACUGAUCAUGUUCAUGCUUGCUGACUCACUGAACUGUGUGGCAUGUUCUACGAGGAACUCCAGGCGCUUUUGGAUCCAGACAGGGUAAGUGGGUUAAUGCGGGAAUGGUUUUUACUUUUUCGUACUUAUUUUAAAAGGAGUUAAUCCUGUUUUAGAACUCUGAUACUCUUAAGUAUUCACUUAAGAUGUUAUUAGGCUGGCUUUUCAUGGUGUAAACGCUAUCUGCAUAGCUUCAGUUGCUUAAAGGGGGCAUAACGGCCAAAAAAAAUAGCAUUAUGACCUUGUUAUGCAGUGUUUAGUAGUUUUUAGCCAUAUUGGUUUUAUCUGUAAAUUUACAUAUAUAUAUUUUUUACAUUACAGUACCCAGCAUACCCAUUCAUACUAUAUAUGAACCAAUAGAAAUAAAUCUCUCUUAGCGCUUUCUAGCGAUGUCUAGUUUGCUAAUCGCUUUUUAUAUUUUAAACUGGUUUGCUUUAGCUUUUAACGUGGAAACGCAGAAUUUUGCAGGGUUGUAGAAACUGUGUUGAAUAUAUAGCUUGUGCUUUUUGGAGCAAUACAUGGUACGGUUGUCGUAAAACAAUUGAUUUUAGUCAUUUUUAGGGCCACUAUUGAGCUAGCAACACCACAGCAACCACCCAAAUAUACUGAAUUACGUUCAAAGUAUGUUCCGCAACCAGGAAUGUUCGUUCGCAGUGGAAACUGAAUGAUAUUAGCUUCUUAAGUGCAAAUCGUGAUCGCUUCUGUUCACUACACCCUCUGUUAACGAUGAAUGAUGUGAUAUUUUGAUGAUUCCACUAAAACUGGUGGAAAUGUGGGCUGAUUCGCUAAAAAGCACCACAAUUCUUAUAAGCCCAAACAAAACUGGUUCUAGAACUAGAGCUCUUUUGGAGGAAAAGUGCACUAUAAAUACAGUUGGAGUGCUAAAUCAGUCCUCACAGCUAGCCUAAAUAAAUACAACCAGCUAGCAUUAGCAUUCCUCUUACCUGAGGUGCUUUUUCCCUUUUCAAAAAAGCAGUUUUACAGGAAUGAAUACAAUUAAUACAAUUUAGCAAACUGAGUUACUUUAUCUAGAGAGCUACGUAGCAACUGUGCUAAUUUUAGAACUGGCACUUAGCUUUAAGCUUGGUAAUCCUUCAGUCUUUUUUGUUUUACUAUUAGAUAACUAGCAACCAGCUAACAAACAAUUUCAACACACAUUGCUACCUUACAUGAUUUACCUUACAAUAAUUAAAGUAGCAUUAGAUCAUGUAAACGUGAAAUAAUGUGAUUUACCUGAAUUAACAUUGGAUAACAUUGGAUAAAAGUUAGCUUAGCUAUCUAGCUUGCUAACCAACACCUAAAAUCCCUAUUAAAGCAAAGGUGUUUUGUUUUUUAAAAUAAAUAUUAGUAGACAUGUUUGCACCAGAUAAAGGGAUGCAUUGCAGUUUUAAUAUUGUCUUUUGAAUGGAAUUGUCUUUUAAAACCUUUAAAAAAUUGCUUGAUUCUUAACCUCAAUAGUUUACAUCUUAAUUUUUGUGAAAUUAUUUUAACAAUUUUAACAGCCAAGUAAAGCUAUAAUAUUUUAUGAUGUUUUGAAACCAAGCUAAAAAUACUAUAAGAUAUAAUUGCAACCAACAGCAGUUGGUUAGCAAUUAAGUUUACUAGCACGUUUCAGUUUUUUGUUUUGCUUUUUUCUACAGUAAUACCAGCAGUUAUUUAAGGAAAUGCUUAAGUUACUUAAGGAUGCUCCUACAUUAAAAUUUACAACAAGAGGAGCAGCGGCCAUUUUUUUUGGCCGGAAUGUCCCUUUGAAACGUAGUAAAAUGUAUAUUUCACCAAAUUAAAUUAGAAGAAUCUGAAACCAAUCUACCAGCAAAAUUUGGAUAUUUUUUUUUCAACAGGGUUUUUGGAACUUAGCUGCUAAUGCUAACUGUAUUAACUUGUAUUGUCACAAUUCAUUGUUCAUUGUUAGCCUAUUAUUUUUAUCCUUAUUAUUUGUCUUCACAUCCAUUGAUUUGCACAGUUUGGAUGUCCCAUGUAAAGCCAGCCUAACAAGUCAUCAACAGUUAAAAAUCAGUUUACAGAAAUUUCGGUUGCCUCUUUGUAAAAUCUGAACACCACUGCCCUUUUGCUACUGCACCAGCAGUCAGUGAUGGAAAUCUGCUCUCUAGAAAUCUGUUUGCGUAUGGCUUUUCUUCCCUUUGGAGGGUGCAUGGUAGCUAGUUUGAGAUUUAUGAUAUUAUGUUUUAAAAAUUGGGAUGUACCUAUGGGAGGUUCAGAUGUUCGCUAGUGCAGAAGAUAAAACCUCUACCUCGCGUCGUACGUCAACCCUAACCAACUACAAAUGGUACGUUCACUGUAGUGCACUGAUGACAACAAGGACUUUGUAGGCUUUUUCCUGUGUCCAAUCACACAAGUGGAUCUUCUGACGAGUGAAGCUUUACAGAACCUUACAACAAACCACCAAUCUUAGGCAUCCCAGACCACUGUCCUCCCUCACCAUUAAUCAGAAUGGCCUUGUUCUUUCUAAGCCUUUUACACCUGUUUUAAUAUCAGUAUUAAAAAAAAGACAUUUAAAAGCCAUAAGGUAUAAUAUAUAAAGUAUGAUAAUGCACAGUACGCGAUGUAAAUAGCAUGCGAUUAUGGGGUUGUUACCCACUCUAGACGACGUCCCUUGAAAAGGGCCUGUAAUAGGAUUCUUCAUACAUAGAUAUUAACUGUAGUUGCAGAGGAAAUGUCCAGUAUUAGCUCAUAAUAAAGCUUUUAGUCACUAAUGCUUUCAGAAUCUCUCUUUCUGACUCAACUCAAAUAUGGCAAGGGUGCAAAUCCUUAAUGUUUCAAGACUUAAGCAAUACUGAGUGCGCUCAAACAUACGCACAUACGAUUAACAGGAAGUGCCCCCCCCCCUCAGUCUAAGUGAAUCAGAUUUGCCCUAAGAUGACUCAUGACUUGACUCAGACUCAGAUUUAAAGUAGGACCACUAACCUCGAUAAUAUAAAAAGACUUGAGACUCAACUUGCAACAUAAAGACUUAAUGUUUGACUACUUGACACUAUAGACUCACCCUAGAAACCUAAAGUUUGCCUCAGACUUGUUUCCAGACACAAUCAAGACUCAACAGAACCACGAAUCAGAGACUCAACUCAAACUUACUCAGAAGAUUUGAGGCUAGACUCAAGGCUGAGAGAAUCAAGACCUAACUAGCACUCUAUAAGUCCGACUCAAGGUUCAAACCAUCGCCUGAGAUUUAAGGCUCAGCUUGCACUCUAGACACUUGAGGUACAUGUUUGUACCUGAGAUUUAAAACUUGGCUUGCAACCUAGAGACUUGAGGUUUUACUCUCUUAAUCUUGAAUCUCAUGGAUUCAAGACUCAAUUUGGACCAGCAAUGCAGAGACUUGAGCCCUUACAUAGACAUCAAUGAAGGCCAAAAUUGAAACCCAAGACUUAAAAACUUUCACUCAGAUUCAAGUCAGCCAAUCCCAGUGACAGAUACUUUAUUUAUCCCAAAGGAAAUUUAGGAAUCAAGACUCAACAGACCCACAAAUCAGAGACUCAACUCAACCCUACUCAAUAGAUUUGAGGCUAGACUCAAGGCAUGACUCAGAAUCAUAUCUGAGACUCAAGACUCAACUCUUCCACUCUACAAAUUUGAGCCCAUCACUCACACCUGAGAGACUCAAGUUCCAAACUUGCACCUGAGAUUUAGGACUCAGCUUGGACUCUAGAGACUGGAAGUAUGUUUUUGUACCUGCGACUUAAAACUUGACUUGAGAUCUGAUGUUUUACUCAGACUCGCAUCUAAAUGAUUCAAGACCCAAUUUGGACUUGCAAUGCAGAGACUUGAGACCCUACAUUGACAUCAAAUAAAGACCUAAGUUGAGCCCUAAGACUUAGAAACCAGAGAUUUAAGCUUUAACCUGCAUCUGAGGAACACAAGGCUUGACUUGAACCCACAGACCAGAGACUUGACUUACACUCAAAAGACCUAAGAUUUGACUUGGACGUGCAUCACAGUGACUCAAGGCAUGACUCAAGACUCAGCUUCCAACAUAGAACUUUGAGGUUUGACUCAGAUGUAAAGGAUUCAAGACUCGAUUUGGACUUGUAUUCUAGAGACUUAAGACCCUACUUAGACUCCAACCUUAGGUUUAAGGCUCAUCUUGACUGAUUUAAUUAUCAGCUUAAAAUCUCCCACAGAUCAGAGACUUGACUAAGACUCACACUCAAAAGACUUGAGACUCACCUCAGACUUACAGCAAAAGACUCAAGUCUUGACUUGGACUUUUUAUCACACCUGCGACUCAAGACUUGCAAGUCUGGAUUUUUAUCUGAGAGGUUCGAAACUCGACUUGUGGCUGUAAAUUACGCUAGGCACUUAGAGAGACUUGCCACUGACUUAAACCAUAGAUACUGUGGCUCAACUUGACUCGUAAUCCAGAUACUUCGAUUCUCAAACUUUCAAAUUUUAGUUACUCGCACCCCAAUGACUCAAGAGACUCAAUGCUUUCAAUUGCACAACUUCUCUGGCUUAGUCUUUGACUCACUCUAUGUAUUAUCAUUUAUUAAGGUGGGGGUUCCCACAAUGAAGUUUUCACACCAAAAAUAUUCCUGGAAAAUAACAGAAAGGAAAUACUGUACACUAUUAAAAGCUCCAGUUUUAUUCACUGUUUAUUCACAGUGCUGCAAACCAGCACUGAUCCAGAUUUAGUCAUGUUAGGUGCAACGAUGUGUGGCAUUGCAUCGUGUAUAAUUCAUGAAGCAGUGAAGGAACAGUUAUACAAGGAGGUGAAGAAGUUAACAAUACAUCCUCCUAUUCAUGUAGUAGCAUGCCAUUUGUGUCAUACAGUGAAAACCUUUGGGACCCCCCCUCCUUAUGAGAUUGUUGUAGAUUGCAGUUUUUUAUGCAAACAAAAUAUUUUGCUAGCAAUAAAGUCUCCAAAUGAUGAAGAUAUAUAUAGCAAAACUGAAGUGUAUAUCCCAAAAUAUAUAUAUCAAAAUAGUCUUUAUAUAGUAAAGAAUUAUAGAGCACUAUUACACUGGAUUGUUUCAGCUUUUUCAGUAGAGUCAAGUGAACUACUGGGCUUUUUGACCUGAUGGAGAUUGAGUGGAGUGUCAAUGUAAGAGUACGAUAGAUGUAGUGAACAUUGUGAAUGAUUAAUUCAAUUGUUCAUGGAAAAAUACAACCACAAACACAUUUACAAAUGAGCCAAUUUGGCCUACAGCAGUUCAACCUGCCCAUUAAAUGUAGUUGUGCUCCUUGAUGAUGGAAAUGCAUCAGUAAUGAGUUGCUGGAAGUUUUUUAAGGAUUGAAAAUCAGUCUGAACUCAGAUUAUCAUUACCAGAAAUUGCAUUUAACAUAUUGAUCAUGAUGAUCCCUGGUCUAAAGGUGUACACUAUUGUCAAAAAUCUUUAGAAAGCCAAGUAUAAGUAGGACUCUUAUUGUGAUGGUCGUCCACUGACCCAUCUAAGGACCCAUUGAUUGGUGCAACCUCAUUUGUCAUAUACAAGAAAGAGCCUAUUGGGCCACCAUCUUUUGGAGUGGGUAGGAUGGUCCUUCCUCUCCCCGAUCCAUCACACAAAGACAUUCUAACCAACACAGGUGUAUGUUAGUUCUUGAGGGUUCUCCUCAAAGUGUGUUGAACCACCCAAUGACGUUGUGUUAUGGUGCUUUUCCACUUUCCAUUCUACCUACGCUACUUGACUCAGCUUCACUCAGCUUUUACUCAUUGCUCUACCUAUUGCUACCUGCUCUACAACCGAGGGGUCGGCCAUAGGUGGCAGCGUAAAACAUCUAUAAAUAAAUAACACGCUUCUCUGGUGAGCUUUUGUUUACAUUCCUCCCCUGUCGCGCUCAGCGUCACUUUAGUUUAAGCCCAUUCUCGAUUUUUUUGCCCGUUCUCAGGCUCCCUAUCUCCUUGAAAGUGCGUUUUUCCCGACCGUGUCCCAAUUCACUAGCCCCAGGGCAGCAAUAGAGUAUUGGACUGUAAUCCUGAAGACACUGGUUUGAUCUCGCCUGAGGAGCGGUGUGUUUAUUUCUUAAUUUUUUUGUCCUUUCUUCUUGGGUUUACCUGCUUUGAGAUCAACUGUUCUGCAAUUGAGUUCAAUAACCCUCUGGGCUGGAGAGCUAAUAGUCUGUAGCAGCACUCCAUCCCAUUACAUAUUCAUUCAUUUUCCAUCACGUAAUGGCUUGGAAAAUAUUAAAAAAUAAUAAUAAACAUAAAAAUAAACUUAAUUGCCGACCCCUGAUGUGUAGAGUGACUAUUGCUGAGAAAGCAGUUCUCAGAGUCUAGUAGUUCAGGUUUUAUAACUUGGAAAAACACCAUUCUUUGACAAUGUUGAGUUGCUAGCCUUCACCUACCCAGCUUGGUAUGACCAAGCCACCAGAUAUGAAUUCUUGAAUUUUGUUGACCUGCAGUGACUCAAUCUGUGAACACACUGUUACACACAUACCUGUAAUAAAAUGGCAAUAAAUUCAAUGCUAGUUCUUAUAACAUUCAGAGAAAUAUCGGACAUUUAAACUGUAUUUAAACUGAGUUAUAGCAUGAACUCAGUGCUGCACACUGCUGGUACAUGCAUCCCUUUUUGUAAAAACCAGUGCUGAUUGUUUAAUUGUUCAGUGUGCACCCACCAGAACACAAUGAUUCACGUACCUGUUUGUACCGUGUGUAUUAGAUGUCGGGACACUGAUGUCUUAUGAUGUGUAUUCACUGUUGGCUCCAUCUGCAUUGGACUGUGUUUGUGAGGUUUGCGCGUGUGUAUGUUUACGUGUGAGUUUUGUGUUUACAGUAAGAAGACACUGGAUAAAUGAUGUAUGUUGAACACCA
This is a messenger RNA of Astyanax mexicanus (Mexican tetra), 10477 nucleotides long. RefSeq lists its product as uncharacterized. The record is from RefSeq and is a predicted model, not a curated record. Bases 247 to 2301 code for a protein of 684 amino acids. The transcript has 9 exons. Lineage: Eukaryota; Metazoa; Chordata; Actinopteri; Characiformes; Acestrorhamphidae.